Molecule: messenger RNA, 3650 nt
Organism: Dama dama (fallow deer)
Lineage: Eukaryota; Metazoa; Chordata; Mammalia; Artiodactyla; Cervidae
Gene: U2SURP
Product: U2 snRNP associated SURP domain containing
Exons: 28
Coding region: 157-3246 (1029 amino acids)
Biological process (GO): RNA processing
Cellular component (GO): nucleus
Molecular function (GO): RNA binding
Source: RefSeq, a predicted model, not a curated record
CGGAAGUCACGUGGAGCCGCUCUCCUUGAUUUCCUCAAGUCGGCGGUCGACUAUUCAGCCUUGCAGGCGCCUCUGGCGGGCUCCGCUGUGAUCCAGCCUUUCGGUGCUCGACUCGCCCGUGCUGCUGCCGCCGCCGAAGGAGGGGCAAGGCUCAAGAUGGCGGACAAAACGCCAGGCGGCUCUCAAAAGGCCAGUUCAAAGACCAGAUCAUCAGAUGUUCAUUCAUCUGGAUCUUCAGAUGUCCAUAUGGAUGCAUCUGGACCCUCAGAUAGUGAUAUGCCAAGUCGGACUCGACCUAAGAGCCCAAGAAAACAUAAUUAUAGGAAUGAGAGUGCCCGUGAAAAUGUUUCAGAUUCUCCUCAUCAGAAUAUCUCAAGGCCUCUUCUAGAAAACAAACUUAAAGCAUUCAGUAUUGGAAAAAUGAGUACAGCUAAGCGAACUUUGAGUAAGAAGGAGCAAGAAGAAUUAAAGAAGAAGGAGGAUGAAAAGGCAGCUGCUGAGAUUUAUGAGGAAUUUCUUGCUGCUUUUGAAGGAAGUGAUGGUAAUAAAGUGAAAACGUUUGUGCGCGGAGGUGUUGUUAAUGCAGCAAAAGAAGAACAUGAAACAGAUGAAAAAAGAGGUAAAAUCUAUAAGCCGUCUUCAAGAUUUGCAGAUCAAAAAAAUCCCCCAAAUCAGUCAUCCAACGAAAGACCACCAUCUCUUCUUGUGAUAGAAACCAAAAAACCUCCACUGAAGAAAGGGGAGAAAGAAAAGAAAAAAAGCAAUUUGGAACUCUUCAAAGAAGAAUUGAAACAAAUUCAAGAAGAGCGUGAUGAGAGACAUAAAACAAAAGGCAGGUUAAGUCGAUUUGAACCUCCACAGUCAGAUUCUGAUGGUCAGCGUCGUUCUAUGGACGCGCCUUCAAGAAGAAAUCGAUCAUCUGGUGUUCUUGAUGAUUAUGCACCUGGCUCACAUGAUGUAGGUGAUCCAAGCACCACUAAUCUAUACCUUGGAAACAUUAAUCCACAGAUGAAUGAAGAAAUGUUGUGCCAAGAAUUUGGAAGAUUUGGACCAUUAGCCAGUGUGAAAAUUAUGUGGCCUAGAACUGAUGAAGAAAGGGCAAGAGAGAGAAAUUGUGGCUUUGUGGCCUUUAUGAACAGAAGAGAUGCUGAAAGAGCUUUAAAAAAUUUAAAUGGAAAGAUGAUUAUGUCUUUUGAAAUGAAGUUAGGUUGGGGUAAAGCUGUGCCUAUUCCUCCACAUCCAAUAUACAUUCCGCCUUCCAUGAUGGAACAUACACUUCCCCCACCUCCAUCAGGACUGCCUUUUAAUGCGCAGCCUAGAGAGCGGUUAAAAAACCCCAAUGCUCCCAUGUUACCACCACCUAAAAACAAGGAGGAUUUUGAGAAGACUCUGUCGCAAGCCAUAGUCAAAGUGGUUAUCCCAACAGAAAGGAAUUUGCUCGCCCUGAUACAUCGAAUGAUAGAGUUUGUUGUACGUGAAGGGCCAAUGUUUGAAGCUAUGAUUAUGAACAGAGAGAUCAAUAAUCCUAUGUUCAGAUUCUUAUUUGAAAACCAGACACCAGCCCAUGUUUACUAUAGGUGGAAGCUUUAUUCUAUUCUCCAGGCAUAUUCUCCAACUAAGUGGCGGACGGAAGAUUUUCGUAUGUUCAAAAAUGGAUCUUUUUGGAGGCCACCACCAUUAAAUCCAUAUUUGCAUGGGAUGUCAGAAGAGCAGGAAACAGAAGCUUUUGUAGAGGAGCCAAGUAAAAAGGGAGCACUUAAGGAAGAACAGAGAGACAAAUUAGAAGAAAUUCUGCGGGGGCUAACUCCAAGGAAAAAUGAUAUUGGAGAUGCAAUGGUUUUCUGUCUUAAUAACGCUGAAGCUGCUGAAGAAAUAGUGGAUUGCAUUACGGAGUCCUUGUCCAUCUUAAAGACACCCCUUCCCAAAAAGAUUGCCAGAUUAUAUUUGGUUUCUGAUGUUUUAUACAACUCUUCAGCCAAAGUUGCCAAUGCUUCCUAUUAUAGAAAAUUUUUUGAAACAAAGUUGUGUCAGAUAUUUUCAGACCUCAAUGCUACCUAUCGUACAAUUCAAGGCCAUUUACAGUCUGAAAACUUUAAGCAACGGGUAAUGACCUGCUUUAGAGCAUGGGAAGAUUGGGCAAUUUAUCCAGAACCAUUUUUGAUCAAACUACAAAAUAUUUUCUUAGGACUUGUAAAUAUUAUUGAAGAAAAGGAAGCAGAGGAUGUACCAGAUGACCUCGAUGGUGCCCCCAUUGAGGAAGAGCUGGAUGGUGCCCCUCUAGAAGAUGUGGAUGGAAUUCCUAUUGAUGCUACUCCUAUUGAUGACCUUGAUGGAGUCCCUAUAAAGAGCCUUGAUGAUGAUCUUGAUGGAGUGCCUUUGGAUGCAACUGAAGAUUCAAAGAAGAAUGAGCCUAUAUUUAAAGUUGCCCCAUCAAAAUGGGAAGCUGUAGAUGAAUCUGAAUUGGAAGCACAGGCUGUAACAACUUCUAAAUGGGAGUUAUUUGACCAGCAUGAAGAAUCAGAAGAAGAAGAAAAUCAAAAUCAAGAAGAAGAAAGUGAAGAUGAAGAAGAUACUCAAAGUUCCAAAUCUGAAGAACAUCAUUUGUACUCUAAUCCAAUCAAAGAAGAAAUGACUGAGUCUAAGUUCUCUAAGUACUCUGAAAUGAGUGAGGAAAAACGAGCUAAACUCCGUGAAAUUGAGCUCAAAGUUAUGAAGUUUCAAGAUGAAUUGGAAUCUGGAAAAAGACCUAAAAAAGCAGGCCAGAGCUUUCAGGAGCAAGUAGAACACUACAGAGAUAAACUUCUUCAGCGAGAGAAAGAGAAGGAAUUAGAAAGAGAACGAGAAAGAGAUAAGAAGGAUAAAGAAAAAUUGGAAUCUCGAUCCAAAGACAAGAAGGAGAAAGACGAAUGUACUCCAACAAGGAAAGAAAGGAAAAGGCGACACAGUACAUCCCCUAGCCCAUCUCGCAGUAGCAGUGGUAGACGAGUGAAAUCCCCAUCACCAAAAUCGGAGCGAUCAGAGCGUUCAGAAAGAUCUCAUAAAGAGAGCUCACGGUCCAGGUCAUCUCACAAAGAUUCUCCUAGAGAUGUUAGCAAAAAGGCCAAAAGAUCUCCAUCUGGUUCAAGGACACCUAAAAGAUCUAGGCGAUCACGGUCUAGAUCCCCUAAAAAAUCAGGGAAGAAAUCCAGAUCCCAGUCCCGAUCUCCACACAGGUCUCAUAAAAAGUCAAAGAAAAACAAACACUGACAUAAAUUUUUAAGAUGCUGUCACUUAUUGGAAAUGCGAUUUUGUUUUGUGCCUGGACGGUCUGUUUUUUUAAAAAAACGAAAAACAAAAAAUCUAAUGAAAGAGCAUUCCUGGGGUUUUUAUUUGUUUGUGAAUGCAUGUGUAAACUCAUAAGUAACUGCAUCUGUAGACCUGUCGUUGUUUUAUAUUGUAUAAAUUACUUUUGUUGUGGCUGUUUCUCAAGAUGAAAUUUUUAUUGUGCUAAUGAAUUUCAUCAGAAAUGUGUAUAAUGGAUCUGCUGGCAGUAGUAGUAUUUUGUUUUAGGAUGUUGUGACUUAGAAAAAAUAAUACAGAUGUCUUCCCCCCUUUUGUAGCUUUGACAAUUUGAAUUAGAUUUCAAAUAAAAUCUGAACAGAAAACGUUAA